CCUCCCCCUCCCCCGGAGCCAGUCAGCUGUUCCGUCCAAACACCUCUCAGUGUGCGUGUGCGUGCGUGGGUAUGUUUGUGUCCCUGUGUCUCUUCACUACACGCUGGAACCAUGGCUGCCAGGAUGGAGCUAGCGCCUCUCAGACCGUGGGACGACUUCUUCCCCGGGACGGACCGGUUCGCCAAACCGGACUUCGGGGAUUUGACGAAAUGGAACAACCGAGUGAUCAGUAACCUGAUGUACUACCAGACCAACUAUUUCGUUGUGGCCCUGGUGGUUUUCAUCAUCGUCGGGUUCCUGAACCCAUUCGCCAUGUUCCUGGGGGGAGCCGUGGUGUGUCUGGUGUUCGGGGGUUCGGUGUGGGCAGGAGAGAACAAGGCCACCAUCAAGAACUUCAAGAGGAAGAACCCCACCCUGUUUGUCAUCGGGGUCAUGGUCACCAGCUACUUUGUGCUGUCGCUGUGUGGUGGUGUCAUGGUGUUCAUCUUCGGAAUCACCUUCCCCCUGCUGUUGAUCCUCAUCCACGCCUCUCUGAGACUGCGCAACAUGAAGAAUAGACUGGAGAACAAGAUUGAGGGUGUCGGGCUGAAGAAGACCCCCAUGGGCAUCAUCAUGGACCUCCUGGAUCAGCAGGAGGAGAAAAUGAACAAGAUUCAGGAUUUUCUCGAGAGCAAACUGAAGGAGUAAGGCUCUAGUCAAGAGUGUGCCAAGGGAAUUAGUGUCAUAUACAGAAUGGAUUAACAUUUCCUCAGAAUUAUCCCAUGUAUCAAGUUUUUCAUCUCCCCCCCUCUAUAUCCAGUAGUUUGCAUUCCCAUACUUUGUAUCCAUUUAUUUUGUUCUCAUAUACGUUUGUUUUGUUUUAAACUGUAAUAGAUGGUUAGGCAGAUUUGCACAAUCACCCUGUGCACAGAAUGUUGAGAGGCAAUGGGCACCAAAGAUUACCAAAGGUUUGAGCACUUCUGUGUCACAGAAUAUUCAAAAAAUAUUCCCGAAACAAAUAAUUCCCUUGUUGACAAUGUACUUUGAGUAUUCACAGGAAAGUAAACCUGAAUGUUUCAACACAUUAUCACACGCCAAUUAUAUUUAUUCUAAAAAUGAAGUCAGAUGGUUUCAGUUUGCUACCUCAAAAACGGGCAUGUCAAAUUUUUCUCCAGCACCCACGAACCUGUUAUCUGCUUAAUGAAGUGCAAUAACUGUCAUCUCGUCUCUCCAGGACCUGUAUGAAUAGGGAUCAGAAACCAGUGGGCUUCUACAGUAGACAUGGUAUUGGCUGACUAAUAAUCCUGGAGUUUACAUAUUCCUGUCGAUAAAACCUUUACUGACAGUUCAGGCUGGUGUAUCCCCUCUGACCACAGCUAUGCAAUAUUUAAAAAAAAAAAAAUGAAUGGCAAGUGCAGCUUUAUUGUUUGAAUAUUAUGUCACGUUAUUACAAUGUCUGUUGUUAUUUUUUGAUGUAUCUUUAUUUUAAUACUAAAGCAUGCAGAAAUGUAUAAAGUGGCUGCAGGUUACAGAUUAUAUAUAUAUAUAUAACUUUGGCAAUGUGGCAAACAUACUGACUAAGUUAAAAUGAAAAAUUAAUUUACCACGAUUCUGGACUAGAUACAUAUAUGCUAUUUUCCCGAAAAUUGCCUUUCCUUGUACAAAAAAAUAAAUAAAAGCUAUUAAAUUUGUAACCUGUAAUGUGUUUGUGCUUUUCACGCCUUGACUACAGUUUGUGCAUGCUGACCUCACAAAUGGCAGUUGGGAUUGUUCAUGAAUGCUAUAUUAUACACACAGCGUAUAAGAUCUAUGUUUUUAUUUGAGUUUUUCAGUGUUGAGAAGUGAUGAUGAAAUCACAGAACUGACCGUAAACACAGCUGUCUCAUGUAAAAACAAUAAAGAGAACCUGAUUUAUGUUGAAAUUGUUUUUCAAUCAA
This is a messenger RNA of Paralichthys olivaceus (Japanese flounder), 1916 nucleotides long. RefSeq names its product PRA1 family protein 3. Lineage: Eukaryota; Metazoa; Chordata; Actinopteri; Pleuronectiformes; Paralichthyidae. The record is from RefSeq and is a predicted model, not a curated record. Gene Ontology annotation, cellular component: membrane. Gene Ontology annotation, biological process: negative regulation of transport.